This is a messenger RNA of Lodderomyces orthopsilosis Co 90-125, 1881 nucleotides long. It is a transcript of the gene ERO1, whose product is annotated as ER oxidoreductin. The record is from RefSeq and is a predicted model, not a curated record. The transcript has a single exon. The coding region runs from base 1 to 1881 and encodes 626 amino acids. Gene Ontology annotation, biological process: protein folding in endoplasmic reticulum. Gene Ontology annotation, cellular component: endoplasmic reticulum; endoplasmic reticulum membrane. Gene Ontology annotation, molecular function: FAD binding; protein-disulfide reductase activity; thiol oxidase activity. NCBI's taxonomy places the organism in Eukaryota, Fungi, Ascomycota, Pichiomycetes, Serinales, Debaryomycetaceae.
AUGCAUCUACCUCAAUGGAUUAUCCUACUAAUUAGUUUUUUCACUACAUCCAUCUUAGCAUCCACAUCUUUUUCAUCACAACACCAAGUGAAUCCCCAUGUACUUCCCAAAGUUCAAUUCCAUGCUUUUGACUCACCGGAAUUUUGUUCCCAAAUCAUAACAUCUUCAUGUAAUACAACUUUCGCCUACCUUGAUCAAUUAAAUCAACAAAUUCGGCCACUGGUUACUGAUUUAGUACAAACCCCCUACUUUCGUUAUUUUAAAGUUGAUUUAGAUAAACAAUGUAAAUUUUGGAAUGCUCAGCAUUUUUGCGCUACUGAAAAUUGUGCUGUUGAAGUUAUUGAUGAUUUUAAUUGGAGUCAGGUGACAAAUGAUAAUUUGAAACCUUCAAAGUUGGGUAAAAUUAAAUUGGCUAUGGAAUCUGGUGCAGAAGCGGUGGGAGAAGCUAGUAACUCCAUUGACAACUCAAUCGAAACUGAGCCAAUUGAACAAUGUGAAGAUUUAGAUUAUUCGUAUUUCGAUGAUGAACAUGAGCAUAAUUGUGUUUAUGUCAAUUUACUACAAAAUCCAGAACGGUUCACAGGAUAUGGGGGUAAUCAAAGUUUUGAUGUUUGGAAAGCCAUUUAUCUGGAAAAUUGUUUCCCCAAUACUAAUCCAAUGUCGAUGAAACCAAAUGAACCAAAGGAGAAAUGUGUGGAGAAGAAUUUAUUUUAUCGGUUGGUUAGUGGGAUGCAUGCUUCAAUUGCUGUACAUUUAUCUAAUGAAUAUUUGGAUUCAGAAACGGGGGAAUUUUAUCCUAAUUUACAAGUGUUUAUGCAAAGAGUGGGCCUGUUUAAUGACAGAUUGGCUAAUAUUUACUUUAAUUAUGCUUUAGUGGCACAAUCUUUAGUGAAAUUGAAUCAUAUUCUACCAUUGAGACAAUUUAUUCAACUGGGUUAUGAUGAUAUUACUCCAGCUCAAAAACAACAUUUGUUGGAAAAUAAUGACUUAUUUGAAAACGCUGAAGUUUAUGAUGACUUAUUACUUCAAGAUAUCAUCCCUGCAUUAGGUUCAAAUACAUUAUUCAAUACGUCGACAUUAUUUGAUCCGACAAAAGAUCCCAAUUUAAAACAAGAAUUUAGAGCCAGAUUUAAAAACAUUUCUGCCAUUAUGGAUUGUGUUGGAUGUGAUAGAUGUAGAAUGUGGGGGAAAAUACAAACUAUAGGAUAUGGAACUGCCCUUAAGAUUUUGUUUGAAGAUGAUGAAAACAAUCAAUCAAAUUUGAAAUUCAGAAGAAUUGAAAUUGUGGCAUUGAUUAAUACAUUUGAUCGAUUAUCGAAAUCAAUUGCCAUGAUAAACAAUUUCAAACAAAUGUAUAUUCAACAUUUACAAGAUGUUGUUGAAGGGAAAGCACAACCAGGACAAUUUAAUAAUAAUGAAAAGACAUUGGGACAAGGAUUCCAUUUCCCAUUUGUCAAUUCUCUCCCAAAACAACCUCAAACCUCAAAACAACAAAACCAUCAGCCUCAUUCAUCAUUACACAAACCGUCAAACUCUGACUCCACCUCAUCUAGAUCCUCCACCCAUCAACAAUCACCACCGCAACAAAAGAAAUCCAUUUUUGAGAUUUAUGAGAUCCCAACUAGGAAUCGUACUUUUAAUCAAGAAUUAAAGUUGGCAUUUUAUGAAGUCUGGGAAGCAUUGAAGUUUGUAUUGGGAAGCUAUAAAGAAUUCCCCGUAGUAAUUGGUAAAGUAUCAUUGGGAUAUUUGAACAAUUUGUGGAAUAAUUUAAUUGGAAAACCUGCCGGAGUACGUGAAGAGUAUAGGAGUCCUUUGAAUGUUGAUAAUGCGGUUGGUGAUGAACAUCAACAGUAUUUGAAUUUGAUAAAUGAGGAGGAUUAG